This is a messenger RNA of Lymnaea stagnalis (great pond snail), 345 nucleotides long. Lineage: Eukaryota; Metazoa; Mollusca; Gastropoda; Lymnaeidae. The record is from the annotation of a GenBank genome assembly.
GAGGUGCCGCAGGUCAUGCAUUAUGCGGUCGGGCAGGAAUUCUCCGUCCACCACGACUUUCUCGAUCCGGCCCAGCCCGGCCCCGCCGCCGACAUCGCCCGGCGCGGCCAGCGAAUGGGCACCUUUCUCAUCUAUCUGAACGACGAUUAUGAAGGGGGCGAAACCGCUUUCCCCCGCGCCGGCAUCGCCCAUCGCGGCAAAGCCGGCGACGCGCUCUUCUUCGCCAACGUCACGCCCGACGGCAGGCCGGAUCCGCUCACACUGCAUGCCGGCAAGCCGCCGACAGCGGGCGAGAAAUGGAUAUUUUCCCAGUGGAUCCGCGAUCGGCCGCCCGCCGGCGGCUGA